AUGGUCUCCCUGAAACAGGAUCGCGCGUCGAAUGAUCGAAUCAAGACAGACUUGCCGAAAGGUCUUGUAGCCGUGUUUGCAGGCGGUACUAAUGGAGUUGGCGAGACGACGGUGAGGCAUUUUGCGAAUCUUGCGACUGCUCCACGAGUAUAUCCCGUAGAGCGCUCACAGGAAGCCGGUGCACGAAUUGCUGCCCAAUGCAAAACACUGAACCCAGAAGACACUUUCAAAUUCAUCGAGAGCGACACAAGUCUAAUGCGGAAUGUCGAUCCACCCUGCCGUGAGACCGCCAGCCAGGAGAGAGAGAUCAAUUUGCUGUUCUUGUCAAUUGAAACGCUUCAGUAUGGCACUAGGACCGAUGAAGGGUUGAACUAUCCGACGACACUGACGCUGUACGCACGGAGCCGUUUCAUCUCCAAUUUCGUCCCUCUGAUCCGCUCUGCGAAAAGUCUGCGGUGGGUCGUUAGUGUAUACGGAGCAACCUUCGAGGGUCGGGUGCUGGUCGAUAAGUUCCAGGGCUAG
Molecule: messenger RNA, 522 nt
Organism: Cyphellophora europaea CBS 101466
Lineage: Eukaryota; Fungi; Ascomycota; Eurotiomycetes; Chaetothyriales; Cyphellophoraceae
Exons: 2
Coding region: 1-522 (173 amino acids)
Biological process (GO): secondary metabolic process
Source: RefSeq, a predicted model, not a curated record